Molecule: messenger RNA, 1127 nt
Organism: Durio zibethinus
Lineage: Eukaryota; Viridiplantae; Streptophyta; Magnoliopsida; Malvales; Malvaceae
Product: putative glutathione S-transferase
Biological process (GO): glutathione metabolic process
Cellular component (GO): cytoplasm
Molecular function (GO): glutathione transferase activity
Source: RefSeq, a predicted model, not a curated record
AGAAAUAAUUCAGAAAUUUCAAGAUUAGUUUAAUUGUGUCAGGUAAGUCGUCGAAAGACCCUGACAACCCUAAACUUUUUGUCUAUAAAUAGAGCUCACAAACACAUCAGUUUAGACACCAGAAAGAAAAAAAAAAAUCAAGGAUUUAGGUUUAGCUUUUCAGUUGAGAAUGGCAGAAGGGGUGGUUUUGCUGGAUUUCUGGCCAAGUCCAUUUGGGAUGAGAGUGAGGAUUGCUUUAGCUGAGAAAGGGAUAAAAUAUGAGUACAAGGAAGAGGAUUUGAGGAACAAGAGUGCUUUGCUUCUUCAGAUGAACCCUGUUCACAAGAAAAUUCCAGUUCUUAUCCACAAUGGUAAACCUGUUUGUGAGUCGCUCAUCCAGGUUCAAUAUAUUGAUGAGGUUUGGCAUCAUACAUCUCCUUUGCUCCCCUCUCAUUCUUACCAAAGAGCUAUUGCUAGAUUCUGGGCUGAUUUUGUUGACAAAAAGAUAUAUGAGCUAGGGAGGAAAAUAUGGACAAGUAAGGGAGAAGAACAGGAAACAGCAAAGAAAGAGUUCAUCGAGAGCUUGAAGCUGUUAGAAGGAGAGCUUGGAGACAAGCCAUACUUUGGUGGAGAAAAUCUUGGCUAUGUAGAUGUGGUCCUCGUCCCAUUUUAUAGCUGGUUUUAUGCCUAUGAGAAGUGUGGCAACUUCAGCAUUGAGGCAGAGUGCCCCAAGCUGAUUGCAUGGGCUAAAAGGUGCCUGGAAAAGGAGAGUGUAUCCAAGUCUCUUCCUGAUCAAGAAAAAGUCUAUGACUUUGUUUUGCAGUUGAAGAAACUCUUGGGAAUUGAGUAAAUUAUGGUGGGGCUACACCAGCAGCAAGACUGUAUCUUCUUUUGUGUUUUAAUUUCAAUGUUUUUUUAUGUUUUGAAAUAAAUGGUCACUUAGUUGUGCCUGGUUGUCUUGUAUUGUUGGGGUGAAUGGUUUUUCCUUUUUUGUAAGAUGGUUAAAGCACUUAGCUGUGCUUGGGAGUUGUUGGGGUGACUGGUUUUUCCUUUUCUGUAAGAAGGUUUGAAGCACUUAGCUGUGCUUGGGAUUGUGAUAUGAAAUAUAGUCUCUAUUUAUUAUCCAAUGUUAUUCCAGUUUGCACGCA